GGGAGACAUGGCUGGACCUGUUGAUUGGGAUCUUACUGCGUCGAGAAACACGGAUAUGAAUUUAGGAUUUCCUUAAAUUUCAUCUUCAUGCGCAACAGGUUGCAGCGAGUGUCACUAGUGUGAGCUGGAACGGCUGCUGUUUCUGUGAUGACACCAUUCCCAGGGUCCUUCUUCCAGCACUGUCCCCACAAGAUGAUCAGGCUUUGAUCUCGACACCUUUUAACAUGAGUCUCAUCUUCCAGUCCUCACACAUCCCUCAGUGGUCAGCAUCACUGGCACCCAUUGGGAAAACAGGAAAAUAUUCACAGAGUAUAUGGAGCCAAUAUGGAUCUGACCCCCGAUGUUUGCUCAGUGACACUGGAAACAAACAUGAUUUGGAGUUGCAUCUCUCCUGUGACUGAAUAAAAUUGAAACAAGAGGCCAAUGAACCAUUUUUGUUCAGUAAAUUCACAAGAUUUGUUAUAAAUUGUCAACUAUUUCUUUUCUGACCUGUUGAGACAAACCUUUAAGGUGGGAGAGAAUUAUUAUUCUAGACGUUUAUACUCACCUUCUCACCAUGGAGGCCUCUGGUCACCUUCUCAGUUCCCAUCUUUGAAGUGGUCCUCUUGGGUGUGGAUGUCACUGGAGUCGCUGGACUGUGUUGAAUGUUUUCUUUAAUGUACCCCUCAGUGUGACUGCUUUGUUUACUGACUGUUUCCUUAAUUCAGGAUGUUGGCUUACUAAUUUCAGGCUGUUUGAUUGAUUUCAAGUUAAUAACCCUUACCUGAUGAGCUUGGACUGACAGCAGUUUGGAAUUCUGAGGCUUCAUGUACUUGGCUGCAGAACUGAAGAAGGCCAUGUUUUUGCCUUGAGAAAGCUCGGAGUGUGAAGCCAGAUCAUCAGUAGCAGCAGAAAGGGGAGGGGCAGGAGCGAGUGGAGGGGCAGGGGGCUCGUGGCCAUGGCAGAGCACGCAGAGCUGCUGGCGGAGAUGUCAAGUGUUGGGCGCUUGUCUGCCACCGAGCGCGUCAAACACGCACAGAAGCGGCGAGCACAGCAGCUCAGGAGCUGGGCGGUCAUGGAGAAGGAGAAUGCUCACAUGUCCAGAGGGACCCAGAAAGGCGACAGGGAAAAACAUAGCGGGAAGGAGCGCAGCAAGAAGGUGACGUUCCCUAGCAACAUCACCCUACUGGAGGCAGCUGCCAGGAAUGAUCAGGAGGAAGUGAGGCAGCUCUUGAACAGUGGUGUUAGUCCGGACCUGUUUAAUGAAGAUGGUCUCACGGCGUUGCACCAGUGCUGCAUCGAUGACUUUGCAGAUGUGGUGCGCUGCCUCCUGGAGAUGGGGGCGAGCGUUAACGCCUGCGACAGUGAGCUGUGGACACCCCUGCAUGCAGCUGCCACAUGUGGACACACAGGCCUGGUGCAGCUUCUUGUGCAAGCGGGUGCAGAUCUAUUGGCAGUUAAUGCAGAUGGUAACAUGCCCUAUGACCUGUGUGAAGAUGAAGCUACCCUGGAGUUGCUUGAGGUGGUCAUGGCUGAACAGGGCAUAACCCAGGAGCGCAUCGAUGAGUGUAGAGGAGCCAAAGAGAAGGAGAUGCUUGCAGGCAUUAAGCAGCUAAUUGAGGCGGGAUCAGACCUCAACAUCCCACAUGAGCACGGGGCUACUCUGAUGCACAUCGCAGCUGCUAAUGGCUACCUCUCUGUGGCAGAGGUCCUGCUGGAGCACAGUGUGUCUGUGGAGGAGAAGGACGAUGAUGGCUGGACACCGUUACAUGCCGCCUCCUGCUGGGCACAGAUCCAUAUGGUGGAGCUACUGGUGGCCCAUGGGGCAGAUUUAAAUGCCAAGUCUGUCCUGGAAGAGACUCCUCUGGAUGUGUGUGUGGAUGAGGAGGUGAGGACCAAGAUGAUGGAGCUAAAACACAAACAUGAUGCCAUCAUGAGGAGCCAGGAACGACACAAAGGCACAUUACAGAGACGAGCAUCCAGUGCCAGCAGCAGAGGGAAGGUGGUGAGGCGCACCAGCGUGAAUGAGCGAAGCAGUCUGUACAGGCGGGAGCACCACAAGGAGGCGAUGGUGUGGCAGAGUAGGGGCCGGCAGGCGGAGGUUGUGGAUGAUGACGAGGACAGGCAGACGGACGCAGAGCUGACACUGGUGGCAGGCGUGAGCAGAAUCCCAGCUGCUGCACUGUGGCCAGAGGACAGGGAGGAAGGUGGGAGUCGAGAGUCCUUUCUAGGGAAUGGCGGGACCUUUAUCGCCCCCUCCUCCUCAACGUAUGUGGCAGGUGAACUGCGGGGAGGUGGGCGUCUGGACCGCAGCGCCUCUUACCAGCUGGCACCAGAGGCGGGGCCUGCUGAGUGGAGCAGUAACAACAUGAACAGAGAGAAAUCACACCAUACGCUGGCUGACCUUAAGCGCCAGAGAGCCGCAGCCAAGCUCCAGAAACGCCCUGCCCCUGCACCCCCUCUUGCUGCCCCCACGGCCCUGAAGGAGGAGCCAGCGUUGCUUGAGCUGGGCCCACAGGGCAGCACGCAGGAGGCACAGGAGGUGGUCACGCCCACCACAGUGUAUUUCACUCCUGCCAGCGGAGACCCUCCACUGCUGAAGCUCAGAGCACCAGAGGAAGAGACAACCAACACCAAAGAACCAUGCUGUGGACUGAUGUAGCAGUGAGAGUGUAACACACACACACACAGCCAAUGCCAAAGAACCAAGCUGUGGACUGAUGUACCAGUAAGAGUGUACAACCCCCCACUGCCCGCACAGACAACACCAUGCUGUGGACUGAUGUAGCAGUGAGCAUGUAACACACACACAGACUCAUCCACAUGUGCACUCAUACAUUUCUUCUGGUGAGGCUGAACACUAAAGACCUUUGCAUGUCAGACACAGACACACAGGCACAUGUGUUUUCAUGGACAAGUACAUACACUGCUGCAGAUGCUGUCAUAGUUCCACACACUCCCCACCAGCACACGUAGAGGGAGAUGACUCAGUGAAGAUGUCAUCCUGGUCAACUCUGCUUUGGUAUUCCAGUACAGACACAAAUUUUUAUGAGCAUGAAAAACAAACCAGUCAGUGAGUCCUGGACACAAUCACAAUAUUUUCUUUUCAUAAAUUCUGUAUUUCUUUCUUUAGCUAGCAAAUUAGUCCAUAAUCUGUACUGAAUAAGCCUUGAGUAAGUAUGAUGCUGUAAUGAAAUGUUACUCUUGUUUUUAUUAGUUCACAUACCUUCAAGGAAAGUUUGGUUUUUAUAUUAUGUACAUGAAUGCAUUUCUGUUGGAGAACGGGGAGGGUUUUACUCUUUAUUAGGGAUGAUAAAGCCCUCAAACUCCCAUUCCGUUCACUCUUACACUCUCGUUGCUAGGGUUAGGGUCAAACUCUCACUUCCUCUAACCCUCAAACUUUAAUUCCAGUAACUCUCAUCCUCUUCGCAGUAACUCUCAAACUCUCAUUCCCUGAGUGACAUGUAUAGUUCCAGCUCCCCCUUAGCUCAUCUGUGAUGGAGUGAAUAGCAGAGCCUGACUGUGAACCACAUCCACCUGUUCAGGGUUUAGUAGAGCUUAUACUUGAUCACCAGUUCAGGGUUGUCACUCAGUACUAGGUGAUCAGCUCAGAAUGUUAACAGAAUGUUGCUUUUUCUAUAUAUUACAGCGAGUCGCUCCUAUUGGCUGAUGAUGAAUCUGAUCCAUCCCUGACUUUGAACACACAACUCAUUUAAUAGCACUUUUAAUGUAAACAGACUGAAUCACACAUGGUAGAGCUCUUCCUCUUACCCCAGUCUUAAAGCAGGGAUGCUGAUCUGCUCUUAAACCAGGGUUAACCAGAAUUAAAGAGAAAGCAUAUUGAUAAACUUACACAACCUACAUUUGAUUAGCCAACCUUAACUUUCUUGGCAAUAAAAACUGGGUCAAUUUUUCCACAAAGUUGCAUAAUGUGAGAGUGAAAGAGAGAAGGGACAGGGAGAAGGGAGUACUAGAGAGGCAAAAAUGCCCUGCUGCACAUGUGCAGACCCCAGGUCUCUGGUCUCCUGAAAGACCAGAGUUGGUGUCUCAGCUCUCUCAUACAGUAAUAUACUAGCUGACAGAGACCCGGGUGGUAUGUAGACCUGUACAGGUCUGGGUGGUGUUGAGGGAUUUGGCCUCAUUAUCUCCAGUCUUCAGCUACAGUUCACCACAUCCACAACUUCAGUAGGCUUCAUGUUAAAUAUAAUAGAUUCUUACCUGAAUACUGAACAUGUUUUUGAAAAUACUGAUCAGGUAUUUGGGUAACCAUGCUAUGAAGGAUAAAUUAAUGGAUUGGAGGAAUCUCUUUAGAUCUGAGCCUAAUUGAUGAAGGUUGAAGAUUUUGAUGUAUUUAUUUGUAAUUUUAUUUAUUCUUGCCACUGAGAAAGUAGGGAGCGUACAGAUCCAGGAUGUUAAAUAUUUUUAAAAUGCUCUAAUUGUAAAAUUUGCUUCCCAUGAACAUACACUGAAUAACAGAAGACCUACUGUGCCUUUUCAGUCUGUUCUGGCUUUCAGUAAUUUUUGACUGAAAUAGUUAUUUGCUGAAACACACUAAGAAAUGCCUAUAUUUUAAUGAGGUUUGUGCAAUUCCUAUGCUGUUUUCUUGAAUUGUUAUGGAUUUCUAAUGAGAUUUAUAUGAAAAGCUAUUUUGAUAGCAUAUGGACAAAAUGUUUUCACAGAUGGAAAUAUUUUUAAAUUAGCUUUACAUUUCAGUUUGAAAAUACUGUACUUUAAACAACUUCUAAAUGUUAAUUCCUGAUGCAGUGUAUUUUUGUCUGUUUGUUUUGGUAUUUUAUAUUUACAUUUCAUAUUUACAAAGAUUUUACAACUAUCCCAACAAUAACCCUGACAUACAGGUUACCUCUAUAACAGUGUCAUGUUUGGAUGUAAAAAUGACCUUCUAAAACAUGAUUCGUUUACUAGGUCCCUGCAUUUAAUUAAUUUCUCAUUAGAUUAGUGUCAUUUCAUUGUUUAUAAACUUUGGUCUUGCAUUGCUGUAGAAACAACUACAGUUCAGU
Messenger RNA from Electrophorus electricus (electric eel), 4997 nucleotides. RefSeq names its product protein phosphatase 1, regulatory subunit 16A (gene ppp1r16a). Gene Ontology annotation, molecular function: myosin phosphatase regulator activity; enzyme inhibitor activity; protein binding. NCBI's taxonomy places the organism in Eukaryota, Metazoa, Chordata, Actinopteri, Gymnotiformes, Gymnotidae. Gene Ontology annotation, cellular component: cytoplasm. The record is from RefSeq and is a predicted model, not a curated record.